Hippoglossus stenolepis (Pacific halibut) is the source of this 8192-nucleotide messenger RNA. RefSeq names its product ankyrin repeat and fibronectin type III domain containing 1 (gene ankfn1a). The transcript has 25 exons. The record is from RefSeq and is a predicted model, not a curated record. Bases 247 to 4677 code for a protein of 1476 amino acids. Gene Ontology annotation, biological process: regulation of establishment of bipolar cell polarity; establishment of mitotic spindle orientation. Gene Ontology annotation, molecular function: protein binding. Lineage: Eukaryota; Metazoa; Chordata; Actinopteri; Pleuronectiformes; Pleuronectidae. Gene Ontology annotation, cellular component: spindle.
GCUCCAGAUGUGAACUGAAACCUGAAUCCUCGCUGCUCUGGAUCUGUGUAUUUUGGGAUGUUUGACUCGAGGCAGGACAAAGACACGUUUCCAGGAACAGUGUGACCGAGCAGAUGUUUCUGCUGUGGGAGGAGGAGAAGAAAGAGGAGGAGAAGAAAGAGGAGGAGAAGAAGAGGAGCGGGUGUUUGUGCAGAAGAAGAAGAAGUUUCCUCUCUGACGGCUCCUCCCCCUCAGAUAUGGCUGAAGAUGUCCGUGGACUCUGAGAACUCCUGUGUUCUGACGUCAUGUGUCUUCCAAACAGCUGAUGAGAAAGAUGAGAGCGUUCUGGAGAUGCUGAGUUACUCGAAGUUCUCCGACCUGGAGACAUGGCUGUGCACGCCAUCCUCGCUGCUGCUGCCCCGGGCGCUGGACUCCGCCUUCACCUCCUCCUCCUCCUCCACCUCCUCUUCCUCACAUGCGUCCAACCACUCCUCCUCCUCCUGCUCCUCCUCGCCCGCCUCCGACUCCCGUCGCUCCACCGUCAGCGACCCGGGAGACGACGACAGGUUGUCAGAGAUAGAAUCCACCUUCUUCUCUCCUUCACUGGCGAAGGAGACGCCCUUUCUGUCCACGCCCCUCCUCUCCUCAACCCCUGCCGCCGCGGCGCUGAGCUCAGGGACGUCAGCUGGAGACUCCGCCUCCCAGGGCGGGGUCAGCAUCAGGAAGCGGCGGCGGCUCGCUGCCAGUCCCGGAGGACUCCACUGGAACUCUGCAGGUUCGGUGCAGCGUGAAUUCUGGUCACCUGAUCCGUCUCCUGGGUCGGGGGGGUGUGCAUCAGCAGCAGCAGGAGGAGGAGGAGCAAGGAGCCUCCCUCUGGCUGAGGUGGGCAGGGCGUCACCGGCGUGCGGCAGCGAGCGGGCGGCCUUGAGGAAGACGGUUUCGGUUGACGAUCGUCUGCUGCAGCCGGCGGUCGGAGAGCAGCGACGUGUGCGACUCCUGAGUCGACUGGAGAGAGGAAGGAAGAAGCUGCGGAACGUCCACACUGUGGGAAAUACAGGAAGAUUCGACACCAGGAAAAAGUCCGACAGUAAGAUCUCACGGUUGACUCAGAGGUGGAAUCCGAGGUCGGCUGGAGAUGCUCUGAUUAAAGACCUGAAACCCAGAACCUCACUCAGUCUGGACAGCAGACGCCUCCCGGGUGUUAUGACCCAGCAGAUGCAGAACCUGCAGUUGGCCCAGACCAGGAAGUGCCCCGGUGGGCCGGCCUCCCCCAGCGCCGCCAAGCGCCUCUACAGGAACCUGUCAGAGAAGCUGCGAGGAAGCACCUCCUCCUUCGAAGAUGCCUACUUCUUCGGGAAGACGGAUCGUCUCCGUAAGGCCUCUACGAUGCAGGGCAGCGACUGCAUCUUCGAGGCGGUGGAGCAGCAGGACCUGGACACGGUGCAGAUUCUUCUCUAUCAAUUCUCGGCCGAGGAGCUGGACCUGAACACCCCCAACAGCCAGGGCCUGACGCCGCUGGACAUCGCCAUCAUGACCAACAACACGCCCAUCGCCAAACUGCUGCUGAAGGCUGGCGGCAAGGAGAGUCCUCACUUCGUGAGCGUGGCGAGCCGCGAGGCUCACCUGAGCUCUCUGAUGCUGGAGGCGGAGCGGCGGGCGGCGGACCUGGCGGCGCAGGCCCAGAGGGACGGCCUGUCGCUCGAGGCCUGUCACAAAGACAAACAGCUGAGAAUCUGGGAGUGGAGGAGCAAACUGUACAAACGCAUGAGGACGGGCUUCCAGCACGCACGAGCUCCGGAGGCCCCGUCUAUGGUGCGUCUGAGCGUGAGCAGCAGCUCCACGCUGACCGUCACGUUCCAGGAGCCGCUGUGUCUCAACUCUACGGUGGUGACCAAAUACCGAGUGGAGUGGAGCUGUUUGAAGGACUUCUCUCUCCUCGCUGGAGAGACGCUGUUGGACAACCUGCAGAGUCUGAAGUGCACCAUCAGCAGUCUGACCACGGGUCGACUUUACUACGUUCGAGUGUCGGCCUUUAACAUGAAGGGCUGGGGUCCGCCCACCUCCUCGCUCCCCCCAUCUGCAGCUCCUUCCAAUUGGAGGGAGAGUGACGGUCGGGAGCCGAAGAGACGAGGACACAUCGAGGCCAUGGAGCGUCUGCUGCAGCAGGUCCGAGCCACGCACACACACUACUGCUGCGGAGACGCGUCCAAACUCCAGAACCCGAGCAGGAAGCAGUCGGUCUCCAGGAGCAUCAAACAUCUUUUCAACUCGUCCAACAAGUUUGUGAAAACUCUGAAGAGGGGGAUUUAUCUGGCGGCCAUCUUCUACCAUAAGGACAGUUUGUUGGUGACGGCAGAGGAUCAGAUCCCCAUCGUCGAGGUGGACGACUCCUACAGCAGCUCCCUCAUGCAGGAGUUCCUCUGGUUCACCAAGCUGUCCUGUAUGUGGGAGGACGUGCGGUGGCUGAGACAGAGCAUGUCCGUCUCCAUGUCGUCCUCGUCCACGCUGCAGGCUCGACACAAGAUGCUCACCGCCGCCGCGCAGCUGCAGAACCUCCUGGGAACUCACAACCUGGGCCGCGUCCACUACGAGCCCAUCAAGGAUCGCCACGGCAACGUGCUGCUGGUGACGAUCCACGACACGGAGAGUCAGCACGCGCUGUUCAGCGGGAAGUGGAUGCAGGUGACGAAACUGCAGAGCCAGAGGAAGUCUCUGUCCACGCCGGAGGAGCCGUACGCCCUCGACAUCCUCAUCAUCACCAUCCAGGACAUCUUGGCGUACCAGCGGCGCGGCACUCAUCGCCUGGCGCCCGGCCUCUACCUGGGCUUCCUGAAGCUCAGCAGCUCCGUCGACCAAAUCCGAGUCCUGGUGUCGCAGCGAACUCCCAACAUGCUCUGUCACACCCGCGUCCGAGAGAACGCCAACGUCUCCAGGGACGAGUGGGACUGGAUCCAGAAGCUGGCUGCCGCAGGUGAGACGGAGCACGGCAGGACGGAGGGCGAGGAGGGCGAGGAGGGCGGGCCCAGAGCAGAGAGCCACGCCCCCUUACUGUUCUACGAGCUGCAGACGGCGAUCAAGUCUCUGCUGAAGCUCAUCAACCAACCUCUGCACCAGGCCCGUCACUUCCGUGUCUACAGCCAGGAAGUGGUGGAGCUCGGUCACGGCGUCUCCUUCCUGCUGCUGCUGCCGGCGGCCGAUGACGUUUGCUCCGCCCCCGGGCAGUCCAACCCCUACACCCCCCUGUCAGGGUUCCUCCUCCUCCCCCUGCCGAUGUUCGAACUGGUUCAUUUCUGCACCUACAAAGAGAAGUUCAUCAGUCUGUACUGCCGUCUGUCCUCCGUCCUGGACCUGGACGCCCUCAUUACCCAGCAAGCACUGCGGGAGGCCAUCACCGACAGCGAGGUGACCACAGCCAAACAAAGACACCAGCUCAUCCUGGACUACAUCCAGCAACUGGACGAAAUGCGUCGGGACCUUCGUUGGAUCACGGACGCUUUGCAGUACGCUCGCUACAAGCAGCCUCGUGGCGGCGCACCGAUCACCUGCCUGGUAGACGCCAACGCUCCAGAGAGUCUCUCCGACCAACAGAAGACCGACUCCACCUCCUCGACCAUGGACUACUUGCCCACGCCUUCGCCCUCGCCUGAACUCCACAGGAGGAAAGCCAUCAGUGACUCUCUGCUUGGCUCCGAUGAAGACGGCUCCUCUGAGGUUUUUCUGCCGACAGACAGCGACUACGACUCCAGCGACGCACUGAGCCCCCGCGAGCUGGACCUGCUCUACUCUCCGUCCCAGGACCUGUCCCAGCAGGCCGUGCACUCGCUGGGCGGCAGCGCCCCCGAUGUGCUGCAGAUCCACGAGCUCAGGUACAGCGUCUGCCCGCCCAAAGACCCCCCCCUCUCCCCAACGGUGAAGGAUCCCACAUCUAAAGACGCUCCUCUCUCCUCCCCCCUUCUCCCUCACUCUCCCUCUCUAUCCAAAGACUUCCCUCUCUCUAUAUCCACUUUACCUCGAUCGCCCUCCCUGUCCAGGACCCUCCCCACCUCUCCGUCCCUCCCCCUCUCCCCCAGAUUCUCCAAAGACCUGCCUCUGUCCCUCCCCCUCUCCCCGGGUCUGUCCGACACCACCAAGACUCUGGAGGGCCUCUCCCUGUCCAAGAGCCACCAGGAGGAGGUUGCUCCCCUAAGGGCCCUCACCAACCCCCCCGCCAAGCGCAAACUGCUCUCCAGGAGUCACAGGGGCCAGUACUUCAGUGGGCCCCAGCGCUGGCUGAGGGGCCAGAGCGGGGAGAGUCACACCGGGUCUUUAUCUGAGGGCGUCUACACCAAGCAGCUAGAAACAAACCUUCCCCUGCUCGGGGACCUGCCCAACCCACAGGGCACCACCUACGUUAGCCACGCCUCCCACGUCCUCGAGAGUCGGAGGGGCCGACAGCGGGAGCCACGGCCCCACGUCCGCAGGAUCUUCGUAGAGCCCUGCAACAAGCUGUCGCCGGGCCACGAGAGGAGGGGCUGGGACGAGGAGGAAGGUGGAGAGAUGGCAGAGAAGGCGGCGGCUGCAGGUGUGUCGAUGGUCGAGGCGCACGGGGCGGCGUCUGGGGGGGAUGGGGAGGGGCCAGAGGGAGCCACUGCGCAGGACGUAGAUUCAGACGACCAAACCAAUGCCCAAGUGUCAGAGAUACUGAGCAGCUCGCUGUAGAGUCGGAACAACUUCUGAGGAUUUAAAGCUUCACUGGGCAAAUUUUCAACAACAGCUUUUAUUUCAAUUCACACUGAAACAUCAUGUCAUUGGUUCUGUCGCCAUGUUUGACGUCUCUACACUUUCUACGACAUCGGCCCUCGCAGGUCAGUGGAGCAGCCGCGCAGCACACGUUAGAUUAUCCUCCGUUAAAACUCUUCGGUCUGAAGGAGUCGCUCAGUGGUUCGUAGAACCAGCCUUUUUUGACCCAAUGCUUCCAAGGACCCACAGGAACUCAACUCAGGAACUCAGUAAGGAAGUCAAGGUCUGUUUGCGUUUCCACAGAAUCAGAAGAGAUGUACAGAUGAGACAAAUCCCAUCAUGGUAAAUGGUCUGUAUUUAUCCAGAUGUUUUCUAGACUUGAUGACACAAAGCGCUUUACACUACAGGUUUUCACAGUCACAUUCAUACAGUUUUUCUAUGAGGGGCAUUUGGAGUUCAGUAUCUUGCCCAAGGACCCUUCAGCAUGCAGAUGGGGAAGACUGGUAUUGAACCCAAACCUCCUGGUUAGAGGACAACCACUUUAACCCCUUAGCCACAGCUGCUUCCCUGUGGGAAGUUCUACACCAGAGAACCAGAGAACCUGGAACAGUCGUCAGUUUGGUUCUUGGUUCCAAACAAAGGUUUAGUUGUGAGUUCCUUCAAGGUUCUUGGUCUCUAACAGAAGAUCGUCUGCUGUUACCAAACAGGAAGUGAGAGACAAACCAACUUCCUUCUGUGAUUGAUGUCCCAACUUCUCCAUCUUCUCGCAGUGAGAAGUUUGAACUUAAACCUGAUUCAGAACUUUGCCCAGUCUUGCUUUAAAAUAACCUCAGAUUCUGGUUGAUGACGAUCGAGAGUCAAACCUGGACGUCAGCUGCAACCCCCUCUCUCUGUGUUGUCUCUCUAUCAUGGUGAUGAUUGGCCCGUGUUCAGGGCUGAUGGCUGAUGGUGAGCGGCCCUCGGGCCUCUGUUUAGUUGCUGGUUCAACUCUGCCAAGUCUCAGAACCCAUGGCAUUGACUGUUACAAAGAAAAAAUCAAUGCAACAAGAAACCAAGCACUGCUUCUCCGAUCAGGAACUUUGCACACGGCUCUGUAAGUCGACUGUGGCUUUUCUCCCACUUUAGUUAAAGUCUCUUAAACUCUCGAAGGUUUCCGAGGUUUCCUGCUGAAGAUCUCCGUGGCCUCGUCUCAGAGCAUGAAUCUACUUGAAGUGACUGUUCAGUCUUUUCCCAUCGUGGUCUCCUGUGAUGAUUGAAUCCCGUCUUUCAGUCAGUGUUUUUUUCUCCUGUGGGUCUUAAUGUGGUCGACUUGCGGUGAGUUUAAAGAAAAAUAUAUAAUUUGCCGAGGUAUCGAACACGUGAGCGGCCUCAAUCACUAAAGACGAGAAAGCUUAAAGUAGGAAGUAUUUUUGUAUCCUCGGAUUUAAACCUGUGCUAUUUUACCUGGAAUGUUGACGAGUCGUCGAAGCUGUAUAUUGUUGGCAUGAAGUCGUUUGUAGCUGUCGUUUUGGGGGGGGGGGGGGUGGGACCGAAGCUUCGUGCCCUCCUGGUUCAGCGUCAAGACGCCAGGGGUCAUAGGUCGGGGGAGGGGUCAGGAUUCUAUUAAAAACAGUCUGCACUUUGCCCCUCGGACCGACCUCCCAGUCGACCUGACGCCGUUUGUGUUGUGCUGUUGUGUUGACUCUCUGUCGGCUCGGUUCCUGUCGUGUUCCCUCACAAGCUGCUGGUGUGUUUAACGUUUUCUUUUCUGCUCGCGACCAAAACCUGCAACAGUUUUAAAGAAAGGUCAGAGAGCUGGUGGAACAUGCACAGAUUUUACACGUAUGCACAGAAUUUACAAAGUGCGUUUUUAAUGUUUGCACAUAGCAAUUAUGGAAUAAAAGCUAAUGAAAUAUUUGAUGGGCAUUAACUGUGGCAGCUUUGAUCAUUAACGAGUUUAAUGUCCUGAUGUAUGAAGUGAAGUUCACAGCUUCUGUCGUUUGAAUGUGUAGAAUCUGAUCCAUCGCUAAUUCAAAUAUUUACACUGCAGGACUCAUAAAUAUGUUAAUUUACACUCACUUAAAAUCAGAUUGAUGUUAAAAUCAUGCUGAUGUCAGGUGAUUGUUAGCCUAGCUUAGCAUAAAGACUUGAAGCCGGGAGAAACAGGUAGACUCUGUUCAACGCUAAAUAUGUAACAUAUAAAUUUGAAUACUAUCUUGUCAUGUCUCCGCACUGGUGACACCUAGUGGUUGGAGUCAUUAUUUCUUCAGGUUCUCUGUCCAUCUUGUUCUUGUGAACACGAUAUCUCAACGACGCUUUGAGGGGUUAACUUCACAUUUUUUACAAACAUUCACUUGGACUCACAGAUGAACUGAUUGGAUUCCAAAGGUCAAAGGUCACAGUGACCUCAUACGAGUUCUGUUUGUGGUCUGUCAGAUGCUCUGUUUCCAGUCUUUAUGCUAAGCUAGGCUAAUCAGCCUCUGGCUGCAGCUCAACACUCGAUGAUGACAUCAGGCUCGUCAUGUGACUCAACGAGAAAACAACAAACAUCAAACUUCAUCAGUCUUUUGGUUUUUAAAACUCUAAACUUGAAUUUUUUAUGUAGUUCAGGCGUUUAUCAGCUGUGAAAAGAUUUGAUUAAAUAACUGUUAAGCCAUAAAAGAAAACCAAAAACCACAAGAACAGUGAAUGCACCUGAAACGUCACUAAUAAAACUUUAUUUACAAUAACCCCCCCCUCGGUCCACAAUCAAAGAAGCCAUAAUUAUUAUUCUACGUUAUUUUGUCACCUGAUUUAGUUUAGAAGGAUUUUAUGAUAUUGUUUUAUAAGAUAAAGUCGAUGAAGUUCCUGUCUCUGAUCUGAUGCAUCUGAAGGUGAAGUUUGUUGAAGCGACUCUUCACAUGUUGUAUUUAUUUCACUUCCUUCAUGUUUGGACGUUAACGACCUUCAUUCACCUCCACAAGCUUCUGUCUGUAUAUUUCUGCAUCACUAACAUUUAUUCAGAUUAUUAUGAAUCCACUUUAUUUAUUUUCAGAAGACGGACGAUUCGAUUUUUUUAAUGUAAUAAAUAAACCUGCAGUGUUUUCAUUCACAUGAUCAGAUGAAUUUUAACAACUGAAAUAAAUGUUUCUCAUGUGGAUGUUAAUGUGCAUUUAAAACCUGUGAGUUUGUCUUUGAUCAGGAUUCAGCUGUGUGUGUGUGUGGCUCCAGUUCCUUUGAUUCAUUCACCAAAAGUCUCAAUUUCAACCAUUAAAACGUUAUUAUCAUCACAUGAUUUUUCAUGUUAAAUAAUUGAUUUGUUUGUAGAAAUGAUUUCAAAAUUACUCAAAGUGAAACUUUAGCAAUUUUUACACGAUAAAGUAAAUUACUCUAAUUACUUGAAUAACUUCCAUUUCAGUUUGACUUUGACUUUUUACUGUUGAGUUUAUUUAACUCAAAUCAUCAUUUUAUAUUUUCACGUGCAAACUGCAGCUGUCACAUAAAUAUGAUGCAAUAAAAAACUGGUGUAGUAGAAA